Messenger RNA from Sceloporus undulatus (fence lizard), 3906 nucleotides. It is a transcript of the gene SLC15A4, whose product is annotated as solute carrier family 15 member 4. Gene Ontology annotation, biological process: oligopeptide transport; histidine transport; transmembrane transport. Lineage: Eukaryota; Metazoa; Chordata; Lepidosauria; Squamata; Phrynosomatidae. The coding region runs from base 365 to 2143 and encodes 592 amino acids. Gene Ontology annotation, cellular component: membrane. The transcript is spliced from 8 exons. Gene Ontology annotation, molecular function: L-histidine transmembrane transporter activity. The record is from RefSeq and is a predicted model, not a curated record.
AGAGCAAGAAGUUGGGGCGCUUAGGCUGGAGAGCGGCGGAGGGAGGGGGCGAGGAGCCGGGAAGAGCGCUAAGGAGGGGGGGGGUCUCCUAGGAGAAAGGAAGAGGCGACGGAGGGAGGGGCGGCGCAGGGAGGAAGAGCCCCAGGAAAACUUGGCGCCCGCUUUUCCACGAGUUCGAAUCCCGAUGGGGCCGAGUGGGGGGGGUCAAAGAAGUGCAUUUUAAUUUUGAUUCAGGGAGGCAAGUUUGAGGCAGCUGAGGAGUGAAGAAGGGAAGGAGGGUCAAGGGUCAGUCAAAGUUUGGUUUGAGGGAGGCCCUUGCCUGGCCAAGGAGGCACUAGGCUUUGAGGGCCUCCCCACCAUCCCUAUGGAACCGGUCGAGGCGAGCGAGAGGACCCCCCUCCUAGGAGAGGCCCCCCGUACCCCCCUCGGCACCAGCGUCUUCCAUGGCCGGCGCCUGGCGUGUGCGGCGGUGCUCUUGGCUGAGCUCUUGGAGCGCGUGGCCUUCUACGGCGUCACCUGCAACCUGGUGCUCUUCCUCAACGGCACCCCCUACAAUUGGGAGGGCCCCCAAGCCAGCCAGGCCUUGCUGCUCUUCAUGGGCACCACCUACCUGGUCUCGCCCUUUGGCGGCUGGCUGGCCGACGCCCUUCUGGGCAAGUUCGCCACCAUCUUGGUCAGCAUGGCUGUCUACCUGCUGGGCAUGCUGGCCUUCCCGGCCAUGGCCUUCCCCGCCACCCGGCAGUGGCUCUGCGGCGAGAUGCGCCCCUGGCCCGUGGAGAACUGCUCGACGCCGCUGGCCGCCAAUGCCACGGCCGCACCGUGCCAGCUGGAAGGAGCCGCCCGCUACUGCCUCUCCGCCACCUUUGUGGGCCUGGUGCUUGUGGGCAUCAGCGUCGGGUCGGUCAAGGCCAACAUCACACCCUUCGGUGCCGAUCAGGUCAAGGAUCGAGGCCCUGAAGCCACUAGGCGUUUUUUUAAUUGGUUUUACUGGAGCAUUAACUUGGGAGCCAUCCUGUCCUUAGGAGGCAUUGCAUAUAUCCAGCAGAAUGUGGAUUUUCGCACUGGCUACAUCAUCCCAGCUAUUUGCAUCGGGGUAUCCUUCUUUGUAUUCCUGUGCAGUCAAAGCGUCUUCAUCACAAAGCCCCCGGAUGGCAGUGCCUUCACGGACAUGUUUAAAAUUCUAGCUUAUUGUUGCUGUUCCCAGAAAAAGUCAGAAGAAUAUACCAGGAACAGGGAUAGCCAGGGUAUCCUUCAGCACCAGCCUCCCAAACAAAGUCUCUUUGAGAUGGCCAAAGCCUCCCGUGGAGGACCGUUCAGGGAAGACAAAGUUGAGGAUGUCAAAGCGCUUGUUAAAAUCAUUCCUGUCUUCUUGGCUCUCAUACCUUACUGGAUGGUCUAUUUUCAGAUGCAGACGACAUACGUCCUCCAGAGCCUGCAUUUGAGGAUCCCACAGUUUUCAAAUGCCACCUCUAACAGCACUUCAAGCAGCCAUACAUUCCCAGCUGCUUGGCUGACCAUGUUUGAUGCAGUGCUAAUCCUCAUUCUCAUCCCUCUAAAAGAUAAAGUGGUUGACCCCGUCUUGAAAAGAAACGGCCUCCUUCCAUCGUCACUGAAGAGAAUUGCUGUUGGGAUGUUCUUUGUGAUGUGUUCUGCCUUUGCUGCAGGAAUAUUGGAAAGCGAUAGACUAAAGGUUGUGAAAGAAAAGACAAUUGAUCAGAGGAUUGGGACGGCAGUGUAUCAUGCAGCUGAUAUGUCCGUCUGGUGGCAGGUCCCUCAGUACAUUCUGAUUGGUUUCAGUGAAAUAUUUGCAAGCAUUGCAGGUCUGGAAUUCGCAUAUUCAGCUGCUCCCAAGACUAUGCAAAGUGCUAUUAUGGGUCUCUUUUUCUUUUUCUCUGGAGUCGGAUCUUUUGUUGGCUCGGGGCUUCUGGCAUUGGUGUCUAUUAAAUCCAUUGGCUGGAUGAGUAAUCACUCGGAUUUGGGUAACAUAAAUGGCUGUCAUUUAAACUAUUACUUUUUCCUGCUGGCGGCCAUCCAAGGAGCGACCCUUCUGCUUUUUCUUAUCGUAUCUGUCAAAUAUGACCGUCAAAGAUCCCGGACUAAUGGACCCGCUUCUGGUGGGCGAACCAGACAAGAUUUGCAGUAGAAGAGGGUUUGAUCGGAUUGACUAGUGUGUGCUAACCAUUGAAUCCAUCAUUCUGCGAGAGUCUUAAAUGUAUGAGCAGUGGGACAUUUUCUUUAAACUUGCAUGAUGAUUAAUGUUGACUUCUUGUCUCAUACCACGCCCCUUCCCUGCAUUCCCUUGUAAAGGUAGGUAAGUGCCUUAUGUUUAGCAAGAUGAUUUUCUUUGUCUUGCCCUGUGCCCUGAGGUGUGGCAUGACACCUAUUUUUCCAGUGCAUUACUCCUUGGCGUCGUCGGCCUGCCACGAUUAUUCCAAGCUGUUUUCUCCCAUUUGUUAGUGCCAGAAAUGGAUAGCCUUUGGAAACAGAGCUCACAAAUGACUGCCACUUUGGAAGCAUUUCUGGUCUGUUAUGAAGGACUUUGAAAGAAGCGGAUGAAAACGCCGAUUGCCUUUUCCUUUUUUUCCUCUCCCUACAAUUAAAAUUUCUCCUUAGUGGAGCAGCUAAAGAGACGGAUUGAGAACUAUCUCUUGUUCAGCCCAACAGGUUGGAGAAUUGAUUCUGUUGGCUAUAUGGGAAUGAGAUGUGGGAGAAUUCCUGCACUGGAUAAAAAGGGAUGGAACUGAUACGUUUGUGCUUUUCAGAAGAGAAGACGCUACAGCCUUUGCAAACGAUUUUGUGCAGACAGAUGGUAUUUCGGCUGCUAAAUGGCAUGGUUUGUUUUUGUUUUGUAUUGGGAUUUUUUCCCUUUUGUACACAAAAUAAUUUUUGGAUCUAAAACUGAGCUGGUAUCAAAGUUUUCUUUUUUUUUUUUUUUUCCUUUCUUUUUUGUGUCUUACCUUGAAUUAUCCUUUUCUAAAGUGGGAAUUUAAAGGUUUCCCAUCAUUGAGAAAAUGACUAUGCUUUUCUUAAGUAAACCUGUUGCUUCCAGGUUAUUGGUUCCCUUUCCUACUGAACAGCUGAUGUGCAGUAAGGAGUAGUAAAGUCAAGGAUUGGAAUCCGCGUUGUAGGAAGGGUGAAUGGACACCCUCAGGAGCUCAGUGAUCCAUUGGUGGAGAAAUAGGUAGCAUUACUUUGUGGAAAUGAGCCCACCACAAAUAGCCAUCAUGAGCUAAUAUGAUAUCCAAGAAUUAUGUGUCACCAAGUCUUUGGGAGGUAUCUGUUGAGAUGUUGAACUGUAACUUCCCCGAGUGACAACUAGCCACCAUAGAAAAAGGUGGAAAACGGUAGGAAUUGCAGUAGACUAACAUCUCCUGUGUGGAUCCCAGUUCAUAAAAAUCUGCUAUUAAAAAUAGCUGACUUGCAGAGUCCGAAAGAACACACUAUAUAGAGCAAUCCUGAACUUUUAGUGAUUGUUUUUAGAACCGUACAAUUAUGAAUGAGUUUCCGCAAGGCCUUUCUCAACUCUAGUAAUAACCUAUUACUACUAAUUUCAGCCAACACGUACCUGGCGAAGAAGAAAGUUCAUUAUUUCCCACAGGGCCUAAUUUUAAUUGUAUGUCUUCUGUCGACUUCGGUGGCAGUGACAGCAGAGCAAUAUGUAAAGCAGCGUUUUGCACAGAAAUAAUGGCAUCCACUGGAGACAAAAAGAAAUAACUUCAUUUAAUAACGGAUUGGUUUUUAAAAGGUUUUCUUUGGUCUUUAAUUUUUAUGCAUAUUUAAACAUGGGGGGGAGGAGGCGAAGCUUUGGUUUACUUAUUAAAUCAAAUUAAUUUAAACAAAACUGUUUACAAAACCCUUGUGCUAUGAGCCUGUGUUCUGAAGUAAAAUAAAAAUAGGCUACAUAUA